Messenger RNA from Phascolarctos cinereus (koala), 2226 nucleotides. RefSeq names its product calmodulin-lysine N-methyltransferase (gene CAMKMT). Gene Ontology annotation, cellular component: cytoplasm. Gene Ontology annotation, molecular function: calmodulin-lysine N-methyltransferase activity. The record is from RefSeq and is a predicted model, not a curated record. NCBI's taxonomy places the organism in Eukaryota, Metazoa, Chordata, Mammalia, Diprotodontia, Phascolarctidae.
AUGGAGGAAGGCGGCUCCUACGGGGGCAGCCGAUGUUCCCAAUGGCCCUUCCGGACCCCUCGAGAGGCAGGAACCCAGCGGGCCUCUCAGGAGGGUCGGAGCCCGACGCCAGGAGGGAUCCGAGGCCAAGGGAAGGAGAGGGGCAAGUCCGGGGUUCGAGCCCUUCCUAGCACGCGGCGGCCAAGAGCCCCACACCGGGAUGGGAACCGAGCCCACUGUGGAACCAAGAACGGCGGGUCUGCAAACCGGCUCCAAGCUGCCGCCGCCGUGACAACCGAACCGACGCAGGCCUGCUCAAUCCAGCGUCGAGUGGGGCGCCCGCAGCCGACGCUCCUUUUCUUGGGGGACGCCGACGCCGCAGUCGCCAUCUUUAGCGUGGGCUCACUUUCCGUAACUACUGCAGCAGAGAAAUGGAGGCAACAUAAGGCGCACGUUUCCAGUUUCUUGCCAGAAGCACCUUGCCAUGCUUCGAUCUGCCCUCAUCCAAGAUGGCCACCCGAGUGGGGAGGGGUACUAGGAGGAAGUAGUGACAAGUCGAUCGCCACGCUCUUCGUUCGCGGUUGCCGAGGUGACGCGUUUACCCGGAAGGGCCGCGUGCAAGAGCCGGCUCUAGAGGCCAGGGCCAGGUGGUCGGACCGCUGUGAGUCCUAGGAGCCGCAGGUCCUGUCAGCUGAGAGGCAGGCAGGCAGCCAGGUCCUGGCAGGGGAGACACGGAGGCAGCAGAUGGAUUCGCCGGCGGCGGGGGCCGGUCCUGGAGCGGCUGAACAGCUCAUAACCGGGGAGCCGCGGCCGGCGUCUCGGGGGCACCUGGGCGCCGCCAGGUGGAAGCUGCUGCGGCAGGUUCUGAAACAGAAACACUUGGAUGAUCACCUACGAAAAGUAUCUGUAAGAAGAUUUGAAUCCUUUAAAUUGUUUUCAGUAACAGAAAUAAAAAAGGAAACGGAAGACGAAGCUGGUGGCUGGGUUCAGUAUACAAGUGUGUUUUAUCCUGAAUACAGUAUUUCUUUAAGGAAUAACCAGGGGCCCAUAAAUGUUGAAGAUAUUUUUACCAGCUUUGACAACACAGGGAAUAUCUGUAUCUGGCCUUCUGAAGAGGUUCUGGCCUACUACUGCCUCAAGCACAAUCAGAUGUUCAGGGACCUUGCUGUGUGUGAGCUAGGGGGUGGCAUGACAUGCUUGGCUGGGCUCAUGGUUGCUAUUUCUGCAGAUGUCAAAGAAGUUCUGUUAACUGAUGGGAAUGAAAAGGCCAUCAAAAAUGUGAAUGACAUCAUCACAAGGAACCGGAAGGAAGGUGUGUUUAAGACUCAAGCAAUAUCAAGCUGCGUUUUACGAUGGGAUAAUGAGACAGAUGUCUCUCAACUGGAAGGACAUUUUGACAUUGUUAUGUGUGCUGACUGCCUGUUUCUGGACCAGUACAGAGCUAGCCUUGUUGAUGCAAUAAAGAGAUUACUCCAGCCCAGUGGGAAAGCGAUGGUGUUUGCCCCACUCCGAGGGACUACUUUAAACCAGUUUUGCAAUCUAGCUGAAAAAGCUGGUUUCUCUCUCCAAAGACAUGAAAAUUAUGAUGAACACAUUUCAAACUUCCACUCCAAGUUGAAAAAUGAAGGAUGGGAUACAUAUGAAGAAAACAUUCAUUAUCCACUUCUGCUAGUUUUAACCAAACACGGAUAAAAGACUAAACAACUCAGAGAAGGCAAACAUCAAUAUGUAUAGUCAUAUAUUUUUCCAAAAAAAUCUGAACAUGUAAUUGAUAAGAUAAAAGAAAAGUGGUUGAUUUUUUUGUUUGUUUGUUUUUGGCUUGUUGAUAUUGGAAAGUCUUAAGAUUUCUGCCUCAUCUCACCUCCAGAAUAUUGUAGGGUUUUGAGUUUCAGAUUUUACCUUUUUUUAGAUACAGUGAUUCUUAAGCUCUCCAAAGCUGUUUUCCUCGUCCUCCCAGCCCAGCCAGCUUCAUGCUCUUCCUGAACCAAACUGUUUUGUUUGUCCGUGAAAACUCACAUAUACUUGUGGUAAACCUAAUGCUUUUCUGGUUAAUUGGGAACAAAAUUAUUUUUAGUUAGAGUUUUUUGCAGAGGUUUUCUUGUUUAGGGGGAGACUUGUAAACAAUACGCACAUCAUGAUUCUUCUUUACGCCAAAAAAAGCCAUUUCUUUGGAACCUCCCCCAAAUAUUAGCUAUUUCUCUCUCUCUCUCUCUCUCUCUCUCUCUCUCUCUCUCUCUCUCUCUCUCU